This is a messenger RNA of Gigantopelta aegis, 4636 nucleotides long. RefSeq names its product small conductance calcium-activated potassium channel protein-like. The record is from RefSeq and is a predicted model, not a curated record. Gene Ontology annotation, biological process: potassium ion transmembrane transport. The transcript has a single exon. The coding region runs from base 1 to 1380 and encodes 459 amino acids. Lineage: Eukaryota; Metazoa; Mollusca; Gastropoda; Neomphalida; Peltospiridae. Gene Ontology annotation, molecular function: small conductance calcium-activated potassium channel activity; calmodulin binding. Gene Ontology annotation, cellular component: plasma membrane; neuronal cell body; neuron projection.
AUGAGCUCCAUAGUAGAGGAUCCCGGCAUACCUCUCGUAGGUGUCAACAAGCGCUAUAAGAUGUAUCGCGACUACACGAGCUUUGAGCGCCAGGAGCUGAAAUCCAAACGCUUCGCCACCGUAGGCAGUAGACUGGCGAAGCGAAAGGAACUGUUUCGAAAACGGAAACAAGUAUGUGACAUCGCUUUAGGGCUAGCCAUUGCAGGCAUCGUGUUCAUGGUCAUAGAGACUGAACUGGACUUCGCCGGCUACAUCACGCGAUCGUCGUUGGCGUCCUACCUGCUGAAGAUGUGCAUUACGGCCAGCACGGUGGCGUUGCUCAUAUUCCUGGCCAUGUACCACCGCGUGGACAUCCAGCUGUUCACCGUCAACAACAGCGUGGACGACUGGAGGCUGGCCAUGAACUGCAGGCGGGUCUUUGGGAUGACGCUGGAGUUUAUAAUAUGCGUCAUUCACCCCAUACCCGGGAAGUUUUACAUGACGUGGACGACCAUGAAUUCGGAUUCCAAGAACGACAGCAAGACCGUGUCGGUUCCAGUGGACGUUAUGCUGUCCCUGCCCAUGGUUCUGCGCCUUUACAUCGUCAGUAGGACGAUACUUCUCCACAGCAGACUCUACCAAGAUGCGUCCUCCCAGAGCAUUGGUGCCUUAAACAGAAUCCACUUCAACUUCAGGUUUAUAUUCAAAUCUCUCAUGGCUCUGUAUCCGGACUAUUUGCUAGCAAUAAUCAUGGUGUCUAUGUUAACCAUAGCCAGCUGGUCUCUCCAUCUAUGCGAGAUGUAUGGGGACGCUGUGCACGCCAACUUUCUCAACUCGAUGUGGAUGAUAGCAAUCACGUUCCUUACAAUCGGGUACGGAGACAUAGUCCCGACGUCCUACUGCGGGCGCGGCAUCUCGGUCGUUACUGGUAUCAUGGGCGCCGGCUGCACGGCUUUGGUGGUGGCCGUUUUGGCGCGAAAGUUAGAGUUGUCGCGGUCGGAGAAGUACGUGCACGACUUCGUCCUUGACAUUGACUUGGACAAGCGUUUGAAGAACGAAGCUGCCAAUGUGGUCAAGUACGGAUGGUUCGUGUAUAAAUUCAACAACACGACUAAAACCAAUCCGACAAAAGGUGCUCAACUGUUGAGGCACCAAAGAAAGCUACUCCAGGCCAUAUACAACAUCCGGGAAAUUAAGUGUUCUCAGCGCCGUCUGAUGGACCAAUCUGUGACGUUGGUAGAGGUCAAUAAAACUCAGUCAGACAUGUCCGAUGGGAUUGACCAAGUGAAACUCAGGCAGGUCGCGCUGGAGGAGAAAGUAAACUGUAUAGAAGGGAAAGUCUCGUUAAUUUACGACCACGUUCUUUCCAUAAGUUCGCGACUUCCACACAAAAUAGAUUAAUUUAAUAGACAAGGUCAUUACUUAAUUAUAUAUUCCAAAUGCCACAUACAUACACACGUUAUUAUAGUAGAAGUGUUUUGCACAGAGUGCUCUUAAUGGCAGUGGAUGGUGGUAAUUUCUCUGUUGUAAGUACAUUAGGUAUAGUGCUGGAUUGUUGCACAUGGGGUUCAUGGUUCGAAUACCCUCAGCUGACGUUGAUUUUUCUGUUACAUUACAAUUGUUGUUAGGACCCCUUUCUCUCUUCUUGUUUUUUGGUUUCGAAUAUUAUUCUGCCCCGUUCACAGGCAGCAGGACUCAACAUUAUGGAUGAUUGUUUUAAAAAUAACUUUGCGGACAUCACUCUGCAACUGCAAGUUAACAGACGCAUUUGACCACACCUACACAAACUGCUAAAUUGAUAACGGUGUUGUUAGAAAAAAGCAUCGAACGUUUUAAUGUUCACAUUGGAUUAAAUUAAAAUCAAUACUUCCUUAGUUACCAACAUGGCGUCCAUAACAACUAGAAAAUCUGUUGCAGUUUGUCUUUUUUUUUUUUUUUUUUUUUUUUUUUUUUUUUUUUUUUUUUAUCGGAACUACACAGCUAUAUCGGAAGUAAUCUGCAACAUCUAAUACAUCUUAAAAUGGCAAGAUGUAUUUGUGCAAAUCUCAAAUGAUUUCAUCAUCCUGGAAAUAGUCUCAAAUAACUUUUAUUGAUUAACCUAGCUGUUUGGGACUUAAGAACAUAAAGAUGUAUACAGGAUGUGACAUUUUAGGUUCGGUAGUUAGCUAUAAUUUAUUUUAAAAGAGAGAGAGAGAGAGAGAGAGAGAGAGAGAGAGAGAGAGAGAGAGAGAGAGAGAGAGAGAGAGAGAGAGAGAGAGAGAGAGGUGUGUGAUCUUUUUACUUCAAUGUGCUUAAAACACAGCAAUGAAGUUAUUUACUGAAUCACAUGUAGUUAUAAUUCCUUUUAAACAACGAGAAUCCAUUUUUGUAAUAUAACGGUGCAAAAAUGCAUUUUGUAGUAGCCAAAAAAUUUAUUAUCAACUGAAGGCUAUUUAGUUUUAAUGUUUACCUCGUGCACUCGUAGGUCAUAAAAGUGAUGUUAAUUGAACUGCACCUCCAGAUAAAACUGCACACCCAAGUUUAAUCGUCCAUUUAAAAGGUUUACUUGCCGUGUUAUUUGGAGUAGUAAUGGUGUCUUACGGUUCGAUUCAGGGAGUUUUCUAACUUUAGAAUUCCAUUAUAGUUGGUGUUGUGCUUCCACAUAUUACCAAAGAAAAAAUACAUAUUUAAUUUCAGAAACGAAUAAAAAGGUGAUUUGAUAAUGCCCAUUAAUCAGUACAUUUUAACUGGUGCAUUUUUAACUAGUAUCCAUUUCCUUUCGUCUUACAUACUUAACUACAAAGAUUAUCAGACUCCACCUUCGGUCCUUUUUUGUAUCCAUUAUAAUUUACAGACUGAGAUGAAUGGUUAAUGGCAGGUAUUAAGGUCGAAGACCCUAGUUUCAACUGGACACUAAGUCUUGCUUAAUCUACAAACCUGUAACACAUUUGUAUGAGAUACAACAGAGUGAAAUAAAGAGUCUAUAACGUUGAAAUCAUAACCCUUACCUCUCACGUGCGGGUUUAAUCAUAAUUAUGACAAAUUGCAUUUCGUGUAAUUAGAAACACCAGGAUGACCAGAAACACUUCGGAUGUACGGAAAUGGAUAAUUUAAACAUUAAAAUAUAAUGCUAGGCUCUGAUUACCAACUGCCAGCAACGCGUUGGUAUUAUGCUAAGCUAAGACUGUCAACUGUUACGACGAAAUUGGCCAACUCGAGGGUUGCAUUGUAUCCUUAACUCCCGACUUACGACGGGUUCGCUCAGAUUAACAACUAAUGGGUUAUACGACGAGAAUCAAGUUGUAAAAGCUCUCAGACUAGCAACUGGAAGUUGUGACAGCAGAAAUUUGGCCAACUUUAUGCUGGCAGUUUGUAGUCUGCACCUAGCAUAAGUAAUGUCUGAUUUUAAUUAUCAAAAAACGGAUCUAAUAGUGAAGAGUACGACGUAGUGUUUAAAAACAAGGGUCUGUCAUUUUAACAUCCAGGAACUUACACAUCUUAAUAGACCGAAUCGUACAUACCCUCGCUCUCUUCGAUUUAAAGCCGGUCCAGGAACUUAUCACAUCUUAAUAGACCGAAUCGUACAUAUCCUCGCUCUCUUCGAUUUAAAGCCGGUGCAGGAACGCAAACACAGUACCCAUUAAAUAAAACCCAUUGACAUAAUUAUCUCGAGCUAGGGUUGUCUCAUCAGAAGCGGCUGUUGUUCUUUUUAGGACUGACCGUGCCAAAUAUCUGAUAUUUUCCCAGCAGUACCUAUUUUUGACUGAAGAAAAGGAAAUAAAAUUUUUACGUUUAAUCAACGACUAUUAAGUAUGAAGUACUUACAACACGUGAUUUAGAGUGUUAGCUAAAAAAAAGAAAAAGAAAAACUAUUACUACAACAAACGCAAUUUUUUAAAUCACCAUUAAUACGUCUUUUUUGUGCACUUUAUUUCAUUCAAAACAUUAUAUACCAUGUUAUUUGAUAUAUCAGUUAUAAAGAACUGAUUGGGAUCAGAAUGGAAUCGCCUAAGAGUUUCGAUCCUAGGAUAUAUAGCACACCAGGGUCCCGGUCCCUCAAAUAUUUGUCCUGGACGGAGGAGCCGGCUGAGGCCGGCACAUGUGCCCAGGACAGGCGUGCGCUACAACAGCUUGCUCUGAAUGUGCACGUUAAACAAAAAUUUCUUCCUUCCUUCCGGUUUGCGAAGCGAUAUUAGCUCUAAGAUCAACUUAAUGCAUUAGAUAGCUAGGCACUUAAGAUGAUUUUAGCACUAAGAUCGCUUCGUAAAACAGGGUCCAAGUGAACAUUAUACCACUGCCCUACAUCCAGCUAUCACUAGUUUCAAACAUGUUUUCAACCUUACUGUGCACGAUAUAUUAGUUUUACUAUUUACUAAACAUUACAACAAAAUACUUGAUCAUUUGGAAAAAGUAUGUCACUAAGGUGGGGGGGUUUUUUCUUCACUUUUACGAUGUUUGAAGAAAGGGAUAAAAGGCAACCGUGACAUACUCCGGUGUUGUUAAAAUAUUUUGAUACAUUGAUAAUGUGAACACUCUUUCGGAUAUCUGUCUUAAAGUGUAGAGCAAUUUUAACCAGGUUUCCUGUAAAAUACAUAAGUAUAAUAAUAUUGUUUAUCGAUACACUUGCAUCAUCUGUACCACACGUUCUCUUGAUAUCUAUAAAGUAUAUAAUAACAUC